AUGGGUUGGAGAGGGAUAUUGGGAUUUGAAUAUGGAAUAGUUCAGGCGCCAUUGGGACCCGAUAUUUCGGGUCCUGAGCUUGUGGCUGCUGUUGCUAAUGCUGGUGGACUUGGUCUUCUCAGAGCCCCAGAUUGGGAGGCACCAGAUCAUCUAAGAGAACUGAUAAGGAAGACUAGAACCUUGACUGAUAAACCUUUUGGGGUGGCUGUUGUACUGGCAUUUCCUCAUAAGGAAAACAUAAGGGCUAUUCUGGAUGAAAAGGUUGCAGUGUUGCAGCUUUACUGGGGAGAAUGCUCUGAAGAUCUUGUGCUUGAGGCUCAUCAAGCUGGGGUGAAAGUUGUGCCUCAAGUUGGAAGCUUCGAAGAAGCAAAGAAAGCUGUUGAUGUGGGUGUAGAUGCAAUAAUGGUUCAAGGGGUAGAAGCUGGAGGCCAUGUAAUUGGUCAGGAUACCUUACUCACCUUGUUGCCAAGAGUAGUUGAUCUUGUCCGCAAUCAUGACAUUCCUGUAAUUGCUGCCGGGGGGAUAGUGGAUGGGCGUGGUUAUGUAGCUGCUCUGGCCCUUGGAGCACAGGCAGUUGCACUAGGCACAAGGUUCCUUGCAACCGAGGAGAGCUAUGCUCACCCUAUCUACAAGAGGAAAUUGGUCGAACUAGAUAAAACCGAGUACACAGAUAUAUUUGGCCGCGCCAGGUGGCCAGGAGCUCCUCAACGUGUAUUAAAAACUCCUUUCUUCAUGGAUUGGAGGACUCUUCCGCAUCAUGAAAAUGAGACCGAUCAACCCAUCAUUGGCCGUUCAAACAUACAUGGAAUGGAAAAAGAGAUUCGUCGUUUUGCUGGGACUGUUCCAAACGUGACAACUACCGGUGACAUUGAAAGCAUGGCAAUGUAUGCCGGUCAAGGCGUUGGCCUCAUCAAGAAAAUUUUACCGGCAAGUGAAGUUAUAAAGAUAAUUGUCGAAGGUGCUCAAUCUCUAAUCCAACAAAAGUUUAUUCCUGAGAAACUUUCGGGGGACCGCGUUUAG
Fraxinus pennsylvanica is the source of this 1020-nucleotide messenger RNA. The record is from the annotation of a GenBank genome assembly. Lineage: Eukaryota; Viridiplantae; Streptophyta; Magnoliopsida; Lamiales; Oleaceae.